UGCCCUGCCCUGCCCUGCCCUGCCCUGCCCUGCCAGUGCCGCCCCAGCGGCUUUCGAGGUAGGAGCCAGGGCGCUGCGUGCAGCUCUGCUCAGCCUGGGGCCUGGCUCCCCUGGGCUGCGCUGCCCCCUCUCCUCUGCUCCUCGCUGGUGGCAGGGCUUCCUUGGCCCUGGCUGCUGCAGGCUGCUCCCCCAGGCCUGGGGGGGAUGCUGGAGGGAACUUAUGGGGGGGCUGGUUAUGGCGUGGCUCUGGCCUCAAGGCUGCAGCUGCUCCCCUACCCCCUCCCUCCUGGCAGCUGGGCUGUAGGAAAGGCUUCAGGGCAGUGCCAAGGGGAUGCGUGCCUCGGAGAGAUGCUGGCUGCUGAGAAUGGCCCACUCGGGUCGGAAGUGGCAGCGGCGGUGUGAGCCGGCUCCUGCAGCUGAUGGCAGGGCUGCAGCGCCGGGUGCGGGGUGCCUGGCAACGCCAGGAGCGUGGGGAGUGCGGCCCGGAGCGGCGCAGGUGUGGGAGGGGCGUGGGCUGGCGGAGACGCACAGUGGCACGGCAGGCGGGGGCGGGAGCCACGACUGGGCUUGUUGGGGGGCUGCAGCUGGUGCUGUGGGGCAUGGCUGUGCUGGUGGCCAGGCCGGGACAGCAGGGCCCAGACCUGCAGCAGCUGGAUCCAACAAGCUGAGGUGUGCCGCAAAGCUGGAAAGGUCCCAGCCUCCAGCUUGGGGGGGCCUGGCCUGGCACCUGCACUGGGGGCAUGCUCGGCCUGGCUGUCAGCAGCGCCUGGGAUGCCCCUCUGCAAGCUGCCCACGCGCCCAGAGCCCUGCCUUGCCCCGGGACAGCCACCCAGCAGCCCCUGGGAUGCCCCCUUUGCGCCAGGGCUGAGGGUGCUGCCCACCUGGCUGGGGCAGCCGGUCACGGUCAGCCCCAUAGCUGGGCACCGUGUUCCCCUGUCCUGGCCCUGCCACCCCCUCCCCUGGCUGGGAGACUGGCAGGGCAGAGGGGCUGCCCCUGGGGAGGUGUUGGGCCCAUCCCUGGGGUGGAGGCUUCUGCUUCUCCUCCCCUUUCCUGCCCUCCCUCCCCUUCCUGUGCUGCCUGGGAGUGGCUGCUCAAAGCAUCCGCCCUUUCCCAAUCGCUGCUGCCGUCUGCCCACAGGGCCACACCACAGGCAGCGCUCACCCCGUGGCCUGGGGCAGCCUGCCAGUGGGCACCUGCCUGGCCCAGCCUGCUCUGCACCAGCCCCACGCCCCCUGACACGCUGCAGGCCCCAUCUGUGCCCCCCACAUGCCGAGGCCCCCUGCCCCUUGGCCGGCGCCAGGAGGUGCCCAGCUGGUUGCCCCGGCUGCCUGCGCUGCAAUGGCAGGGCCUGGCUGCCCUUUCUGACCUCCCCUCUCUGGUUUUGCAGGGCCUGGCCACGUCCGUUGGAGAGCUAAACGCCUCCCGGGCCCAGGGCAGCAGUCAGAGCGUGAACAGCUUGCCCAGCUCCCCGAGCACCGCUCCAGGGCCCGUGGCCAGCUGGGCCGAAUCCUUUGAGGCACUGCUGCAGGACCGCGUGGGCCUCGCCUACUUCACCGAGUUCCUGAAGAAGGAGUUCAGCGCUGAGAACGUCUACUUCUGGCAGGCGUGUGAGCGGUUCCAGCAGAUCCCUGCCACCAAUGCCCAGCAGCUAGCCCAGGAUGCACGGCGCAUCUAUGAUGAGUUCCUGUCCAGCCACGCCGUCAGCCCCGUCAACAUUGACCGGCAGGCCUGGAUCGGGGAGGAUGUGCUGGCCACCCCCACCCCUGACAUGUUCCAGCUCCAGCAGCUACAGAUCUUCAACCUCAUGAAGUUCGACAGCUACGCCCGCUUUGUCAAGUCCCCGCUGUAUCAGGCCUGUGCCAAGGCCGAGAGCGGGGGGCUGCCUCUGCCCGACCUGCGGCCCCACCCCCGCAGCGGCAGCCCCCCGCUGGACCUCGACAAGAAGACGAAGCUGAAGCCGGGCAAGUCACUGCCGCUGGGCGUGGAGGCAGCAGGAAGCAGCGCUAGCGCGGCUCGGAGCCCCCGGCGCUCCUUCAGGAAGGGGGAGCGGAGAGAGCCCUCGUGGGCAGAUGGGGGGGACGGCAUGGGCCUGUGGCGCGAGUCCCAGGGCUCCCUCAACUCCUCCGCCAGCCUGGACUUGGGCUUCCUGUCCUCCUCCAGCACCAGCCUCCCCAGCUCGGGGCCCAGCUCCCGCCUGGAGGGCCCCCGGCAGAGCCUGGGUGGGACCGAGCCAAUGAAGUACUGCUGCGUGUACCUGCCUGAUGGCACAGCCUCGCUGGCUGCUGUGCGGCCUGGCCUCUCUGUGCGCGACAUGCUGGCUGGGAUCUGUGAGAAGCGUGGCUUCCACCUGCCUGACAUCAAGGUCUACCUGGUGGGCAACGAGCAGAAGGCGCUGGCGCUGGACCAGGAGAGCUCGGUGCUAUCAGACAAGGAGGUGAAGCUGGAGAACAGGAUCAGCUUUGAGCUGGAAAUUGCCUCUGUGGGCAAGAGCGUGCGCAUCAUGGCGAAGGCAACCAAGAGCCUGCGGGAAGCACUACAGCCCAUCUUGGGGAAGUACGGCCUGGCCGUGGAGCCCGUGAAGCUGCGGCAGGAGGGUGAGCCCAACACCUUGGACCUGGAGAGACCAGUCAGCACCGUGGCUGGCCAGAAGCUGAUCUUGGAGGCCGGAGCAGGCGGGAAAGCCGCAGGCACCAGUCACGCCUCUGCAUCCUCUUCCCACCUUGGGAGUGAGGAGAGCAGCCCCGGCGACGCGGAGGCAGAGCUGCUGCUGGAGGUGCCCGCGGGGCUCCCCCGCUCCCGGGCCAUGGCCGCCAAAAACCUGAACCGGCGCACGUACGACCUGGAAGGGCUGGUGGAGCUGCUGAACCGCGUCCAGAGCUGCCGCGCCAACGACCAGCGCGGGCUGCUCUCCAAGGAGAACCUGGUGCUGCCAGCCUUCCUGCAGCUCCCGGCCCCGGCGCCCACCGACAGCCCGUGCCCCGCGGAGCCCGGGCCGGAGCCGGCCUCCCGCCCCGAGCGGCGCUAAGCCGUCGCGCCCGGCCUGGUGCCGGCCUCCCUGCUGCCCCUCCCCGUCCCACCCCGGUGUCGUGUUGCUGUGACCCCGGCUGCCCCGCGCCCUGUACAGAGCUGCCUCGCCUGGUGUAAGAUAUGCAUAAACCGCAUGGCCCUG
Molecule: messenger RNA, 3170 nt
Organism: Alligator mississippiensis (American alligator)
Lineage: Eukaryota; Metazoa; Chordata; Crocodylia; Alligatoridae
Gene: RGS14
Product: regulator of G protein signaling 14
Exons: 14
Coding region: 741-3026 (761 amino acids)
Biological process (GO): signal transduction; regulation of G protein-coupled receptor signaling pathway
Molecular function (GO): GTPase activator activity; G-protein alpha-subunit binding; microtubule binding
Source: RefSeq, a predicted model, not a curated record